UGUUUUAUCCCAGACUGCAUGCAGGGGGAAUUGGCCGGGUCUGUCUGUAAUCUUGGGGCCCACCCGUGUAUGGCAUCAGUUUGGUACGAGUGGCUGGUGAGAUAGAGGAACAUAUGACGCUGUGGUUCUCUUCACUUCCUGUAAAAUUAUGCUCAACAGAAACAGCUACAUGUGAAACACAGACAAAACCUCCGGACACUAUUUCAGAAGAGUGAGAAAAUGGAUGACUGCCUAACCACCUCAUGAAAAGUUUUCCCCCACUGAAUGAAAUGGCGUAGUCGGCUCGAGGAACUGUAACAGCCCGAUGAGCUGCCAUGGACGCCCUGGUUGUCAGUGGAAUACCACUCUCCUCUGUGAAAGACUUUGAUCAGAAAGUGGAGAUCAGAGCGGAGAAACAUGAACACCUACGAGGACGUAACAAUGCGACUUCAUGUCGGAGCCCCACGAGAGAAUUUAACACAAAACUGAUAAAGAAAGAACUGAAGGAAAAGAGGCAUCAGGAAUUUCUGAGGAGGAGGUCAGUGAGUCCAGACCCGUAUGCUGCAAAGUCUACAAACUCUUCCUCGAGAAGAAAACCUUCAAAGACAUUUCCAAUGAAGCAUUACAGUUCAGUCAGCAAAUCAGAGACGUUGCAUACAAAUAUCCAAAAUAUUCCCACCGCUAAUGGACAUCCAGUGAUGAUUUCAACAUCAAACAGCAGCGUAACUGAAGGAGCAGGCACCAGUAAAUGGGCUUCAUUAUGGUUAGAACCGGUGACACUGAGGCCUGAGAACGGCUACGCAAGGAAGCAAGUAUCUGCCUCCCUAACAGUGACGAGGGAAUCAAACCAGAACAAGAUGAAAAGCACAGAUAAAAGAGAGAAUAGUAUAAAUGCCCAAAAGACGAGCACCAAAUCAUUCAUUCAAACUGAAAAGUUUCAACAAAAAAAGAUCCUGCGAGACGCCAGCAUGCAGACAGACUCUGGACUUAUCACUGUCAAGGAAUCUGACAUUCAGCGGAUAGCCGACUACUUGCAGGAGGCCCUCUGGAGAGAAGACACAGUGAAGAAGAAGCUGGCAGCCCUCCAGGAGAGAACGUCAAACCUCAUGAACUCCUCGAGCAAAAUAUGGACAGCUCGCUGCAGUGAAGACCUGCUGAGAAACAAGAUCAAGGCUCUGGAGGCGCAACUACAAGUCUGCCUGCAGAAGUUUCCCAAGGAUGGAAUGAAGAAACUGGUGUUACAGAUGGAAAAGCAGAAACUGAUGUAUGAAGAGAAAGCUCUGGUCGCCCUGCAGAAGGUCACACAGGAGAAAACUGAGGCGCUCACAAAGGCAGAGACAAUGCAGGAUGCGCUAAUUACAGCAAAAGCAGAGGCAAAGAGGUGGCAGAGCCUUUAUGAGGAGCUGAAGCUGAGCUCUGCACAACUCAGGGAGCAUCAACACCUCAGUAAUGAACAGCUGCAACAGCUGCACAGCCAAAAUGAGCUGUCCAGGACCAGAGAGGCUGAGCUGGAGAAGGAACUGAGGUCACUAAGACACGAGAAGAAGGAGCUACAUUACAACAUUGGCCUACUGGAAGAGGAAAACCAGGUUUUAAGAGAGGAGAUCCAGCACCUUAGAGAUGGCAGCAAUGAGAUCCAGGAUUUCAUGAUGCAGGACAGUCUGACGUCAGAGGAAGCAGAGCCUUUACGACUGACGGUGAAGAGAGACUCUCAGGUGGAGGAGCAGCUCCGUCACACUCAGGAGAAACUCCAACGAAAGGAGAGAGAGUGUGAGGAGCUGCAGACGGAGCUGCAUGUUAUGGAGCAGGAAUGUCAGUCCAGCCAGGCCCGGCUGUCGCAGUGCAGGGAAGAGCUCCGGCAGCUCAGCCACCGCCGCAGGAGACCGGCUCGGUGUGGCUCCUGGUGGAGGCUGUUUGUGUUCUUCCUUCUACUCCUCGCUGUUGCAGGAGUUGUCAUGUUGUGGCUGUGGCAUCCACCUUUCAGGGAACAAGUCGAGGACCUUUACUCAGAUAUAGAGACACGCAUCGACAGCUAUCUCAUGGAAAUGGCCUCUCCUCGAUACUCAGGCUGUUUUAGACCAAUAUGAUUGUGUCACUGCUCAGGGAUAUUCUUUUAGUUGUUGUUGCUUUUGUUUUACAUUUUAAAGAUGUUUUGCUAGGGUGUAGUUUGUUGAUAUUUUUGUAUUUCUUAUCAUUUUAGACUUGGAAUUCAAAGUGAGUUUGAUGUGAGAUAAUGUUGUGUUGAGCUGGAUGUACUGUACAUGUUUGCAAGUUCAAAUACAAGAGAACACCUCCAAGUGUGUAAAAUGCAGUAAUGUUUGUUUGUGAUUCAACAAUGAAAACAUGCAGAAAGCAAAGCACCUCACUAGUCGUGUGACUUUAAUGACACUGAAGAUGACAAGAAAAUGUUGUGAGUGGAUAAUAUCAACAGAAUAGUUGAUGAGUGGAAAAUAAGCUGUUUCCUUUGUACUGUAAACUGCUUAUUUAGUCAACAGCAUCACCUUGAAUUAUUAAAAAAGACAUUAAAAAAUGUAAAAAUCUAUUUAAAAUAAAGACAAAACAUUGAAGCAAUCAUUUCAG
This is a messenger RNA of Thunnus maccoyii (southern bluefin tuna), 2559 nucleotides long. RefSeq names its product TRAF3-interacting JNK-activating modulator. The transcript is spliced from 14 exons. The coding region runs from base 315 to 2066 and encodes 583 amino acids. Lineage: Eukaryota; Metazoa; Chordata; Actinopteri; Scombriformes; Scombridae. The record is from RefSeq and is a predicted model, not a curated record.